Vigna radiata var. radiata (mung bean) is the source of this 825-nucleotide messenger RNA. RefSeq lists its product as uncharacterized. The record is from RefSeq and is a predicted model, not a curated record. NCBI's taxonomy places the organism in Eukaryota, Viridiplantae, Streptophyta, Magnoliopsida, Fabales, Fabaceae. The transcript has a single exon. Bases 51 to 590 code for a protein of 179 amino acids.
AAUAUCUCCACUCCAAGCAUGAUGAACAACCAAACACAACAAGAGAAGCCAUGAAAACUCUGAUUUGUGCACCAAACUCUUCUAUCAUUCUCUCAAAACUUUCUCCAUGCAGACCAAACUUCCCAGCUUCUUACCCUACAGAAAAGCUCAACCACCCCUUCUGCACAUUAAAGCCUUAUGCUAGUGCCAAAGGCUUUUCUUCCACUCCUCCAACCGUAGGAAAGGAUGCCAAUGAGAGGCCUAUUAGAAGGAAAAACAUUGAUGAUGGGGAUGCUGAUGAUGAGCUUCCCAGCACAGUUAUUUACAGGAUAAUACGUAGGAUUUUGUUCUGUGUGGGGGUGCCAAUGGGGUUGGGGUUGAUGUUCAUGCACAUUUUUGGUGUGCUUAGGGAAAACCAAGUGUAUGAUGCACCACGGUGGCUAGCCUUUAUGACUGCUUUUUUGACUUUUGGAGCUUCCUCUGUUGGGAUUGCAUAUGGGGCGCUGUCUGCAAGUUUGGAUGCAGAAAAGGAUGGUUCUUUUCUUGGGGUGGAACAGAUUCAGAAAAACUGGGUAGAUAUGUGGCAGGAAGAAGAUGCUGCUGCAAAGUAGAUAGUUUCGAAUUAUCACCAUGUAUUCAUAGUUCUAAUUAUACUACAUAUGUCAUAAUGAUUGUUCAGAAGCAUGAUGAUUCCAGAAUAUAUAGUUCUUUCUCAUGAUUAAAGUGAUAGAUAAGUUUGCAGAGGGGUUCAUGAUGUUGUAUGAGAUGAAUUAAAUUGUGUAAUUAAGAAGUCAGAACCAUGAUUGUUGCAGUAGCUGCUACUAUGAUCGGUGAAAUAUUUGAGAA